Messenger RNA from Colletotrichum abscissum, 1116 nucleotides. RefSeq lists its product as uncharacterized. NCBI's taxonomy places the organism in Eukaryota, Fungi, Ascomycota, Sordariomycetes, Glomerellales, Glomerellaceae. The record is from RefSeq and is a predicted model, not a curated record. The transcript is spliced from 4 exons. Bases 1 to 1116 code for a protein of 371 amino acids.
AUGAUCCCAUUGGAAAUCACCCCACGGGUUGAGAGUCUGCCUACCCCAGUCAAUCCAGGUGAUCCAGCAGCACUGAUCAAUGGCUCAAUAUGGCCCAUGGCAGCAAUCUCGACAGUCUUUCUAGCCCUCCGAAUCUACUGCAAAGGCUUCAGAGUCAGGUGGAUGAUGUGGCUGGACGACUGGCUUUUGAUCGCCGGAUGGGUCUUUCUGAUUGCCUCGCAGUCCUUCUUGAGCGAGAUGAUGAGGCUGGGGUUCGCGAGAACCUACGGCGUCACGCCGGCCAUGAGCACGAUGUUGUAUUGCGCCGACAACUGCCACAAGAUCUCCUUGGCUCUGACAAAAACUUCGUUUGCCGUUACGUUGCUUCGAAUUGCCUCUGGGUGGCAGAGAUACAUCAUCUGGUUCUUGGUCAUUACCAUGAACAUCCAGUUCAUCGUCCACAUCAUUCUCACCUGGAGAGCUGUUUGUCCUAGAAGACCUGGAGAUACAACUCCUCACCUUCCAGGCUCAUGCUGGUCAGCACAAGACGCAAUCACCUUGGGAAUAUUUGGAGGAUUGUACUCUGCCGUCUCAGAUUUUGUUCUCGCGUUAUUACCUUGGAAGAUCGUUUUGAGCCUACAAAUGAGGAAGCACGAAAAAAUCGGCGUUGGAAUGGCCAUGAGCAUGGGGAUCUUAGCGGGUGUGAUGGGAAUAAUGAAAGCUGUGCAGAGCAUCGCGAUCAUGGACUUCCUUGGCCCUGAUUACUUUUGGAAGGUCUGCAUCUUUUGGGUCUGGGCGAUGGCAGAACCAAAUGCGACCAUCAUUGCAGCCUCCAUUCCCGUUCUUCGAGUGCUCUUCCGAAACACUCUGAGUAGCCGACCUUCAGAAUACCCCUCUGGCGCAUACAUUCGAUCGGAUAACCUCAGCAAGUUUCAGAAUCGCGGCAUGUCUGCUAUUUGCUCCUCAAGAAAUAUGGACCGCGACAAGAGAGACAAUGACAGUGAUCAGGAAAUUUUAGGUGGGAUUAUGAAAACAACGGAGGUAUCUGUGGACUCCAUCAACUAUGAUGGCCAAGGCCGUCGGUUCGGGAAGAAGGCACUACGGGAGGAGCACGGCAUCGAGCUUGCCAAUCGAUGA